Messenger RNA from Nerophis lumbriciformis (worm pipefish), 1266 nucleotides. The record is from RefSeq and is a predicted model, not a curated record. NCBI's taxonomy places the organism in Eukaryota, Metazoa, Chordata, Actinopteri, Syngnathiformes, Syngnathidae.
AUGAGGGUCUUGCUCGUCUUGGCCGCGCUGCUGGUUGCCGCGUUCGGCAACGAAACGUUUGAAGGACAUCAGGUUCUCCGCAUGGUGGCAAAGGAUGAAGCGCAACUGUCUCUUCUGAAGCAAAUGGAGGACAUGGAGGAGUACGAGCUGGACUUCUGGAAGAAGGCCAGAGAUGUAGACACUUACGUGGACAUCAGAGUUCCCCUAGGAAGUCUGGAGGCUGUCAAACUUUUUCUAGAGAGCAACGACAUUAAAUACUCAAUCAUGAUUGAAGACCUGCAGGUGAUCCUGGAUGAGGAGCAGGAGGAGAUGGACUCAUUUGCCCGUGAAGCUGAGCCCAGAAAUACCGAUAGCUUUGAUUUCUCCAGAUACCAUUCCAUCAGCGAGAUAUACAGGUUCCAAGACAUGCUGGUGGCCGAGAAUCCCGGACUGGUCAGCAAGCUAGUAAUUGGUCAAAGCUACGAAAAACGUCCACUCAACGUGUUGAAGUUCAGCACAGGUGGAAACAACCGUCCUGCUAUUUGGCUUGACACUGGCAUCCACUCCCGUGAAUGGGUCACUCAGGCUAGCGGCACCUGGUUCGCCAAAAAGAUCGUCAAUGACUACGGCCGCGAUCCUGUCCUCACUGCCAUCCUCAACAAGAUGGACAUCUUCUUGGAGAUCGUUACCAACCCUGAUGGCUUCUACUACACACAUACUACAAAUCGGAUGUGGCGUAAGACCAGGAAGCCCAAUCCUGGAUCCCGCUGUGUGGGAGUGGAUCCCAACAGGAACUGGGACGCUGGUUUUGGAGGCUCUGGUGCAAGUGGCAACCCUUGCUCGGAGACCUACCGCGGGCCUCGGGCACACUCUGAGUCAGAGGUCAGCUCCAUUGUGAACUUCGUCAAAUCUCACCGCAAUAUCAAGUCCUUCGUGUCCAUCCACGCAUACUCGCAAAUGCUCCUCUACCCCUAUGGAUACACCAGGACGCCUGUCAAGCACCAGGCAGAGCUGCACAAUCUGGCCAGGAAGGCCGUCACAGACCUGGCUUCCCUGUAUGGCACUCGCUACCGAUACGGAAGCAUCAUCAACACAAUCUACCAAGCCAGUGGUGGAACCAUCGACUGGACAUACAAUCAGGGCAUCAAGUAUUCAUUAACCUUCGAGUUGCGUGACACUGGACGCUACGGCUUCAUCUUGCCUGCCAACCAGAUCAUCCCCACUGCCAAAGAGACAUGGCUGGCCCUCAUGGCCAUCAUGGACCACACCUCCAAAAACCUCUACUGA